This is a messenger RNA of Ordospora colligata OC4, 1221 nucleotides long. RefSeq lists its product as uncharacterized. Lineage: Eukaryota; Fungi; Microsporidia; Ordosporidae. Gene Ontology annotation, biological process: protein phosphorylation. The record is from RefSeq and is a predicted model, not a curated record. The transcript has a single exon. Gene Ontology annotation, molecular function: protein serine/threonine kinase activity; ATP binding. The coding region runs from base 1 to 1221 and encodes 406 amino acids.
AUGUUUUCAGGCGCUCAUAUGCAUGAAGACGAAAAAGCAGACGAAUACAAGCCUGUGGAGUGUGUAGAUGCAGAUGAACCUUCUGGAUUUAAGUACUGUGGGAAGUGUGCAAAAAGAAUAACAUUGACAGAUCAAGAAUGUUGGAGAUGUGUUUUUUGCACACAAAGAUUUCAUGAGCACUGUAAGUACAUGAUAUGUGAUGAAUGUAGUGUUGAUAUCGCAAUUAGAAAGCAGAUGAUGUGGUGUGCGCCAUUACCGAUUCAACAGGACGACAGUCCAAAGAUAUCGAUAGAUAAUUUUGAGAUCAUAAGAGUGCUGGGGAGAGGAAGUUUUGGGAAGGUUGUGCUAGCAAAGCACAGCGAUUAUGAAGAACCUCUAGCAAUCAAGAUCUUGAAGAAGGAAAAGUUUGUGAACUCUAAGGAUUUGAUGUUCCUUGAGGUUGAAAGAAAUGUACUUAGAAAAGUCUCGCUGUCCAGCAAUCCUUUUCUGAUAAGCAUGAAGUUCUGGUUCCAAGAUUCUGAGAGCAUAUUCCUUGUGAUGGAGUAUCUUUCUGGCGGCGACCUGCUGCACCAUGUGAUGAACAAAUCGUUCUGCAAAGAGCAGAUCAAGCAAUAUGCAUCAGAAAUGUUGCUUGCAAUUGAGUUUUUACACAAGGAGGGAAUAAUAUUCAGAGACCUGAAGCUUGACAACAUCAUGCUUUGUGGAGAUGGGCACAUCAAACUUGUUGACUUUGGACUGUGUAAGGAAAACAUAGGCCCAUUUGGCACGACAUUCACAUACUGCGGCACUCUUGACACUCUUGCGCCUGAAGUAAUUGCUGGCGAUGGAUACACAAAAGACUCAGAUUGGUGGUCGUACGGUGUGGUUCUGUAUGAGCUGUAUGAGAGGGAUCCACCAUUCCAUGGAUCUACAAAUGGAGAGAUAUGCAGUUCAAUUAUAAAUGCAAAUCACAGCUACGAUAGAAUCGAAGAUGAUACUGUGAAGGCAUUGAUAGACCGUCUGCUUGAGAAGGACCCAACGAAGAGAAUAGGACAUGGGGAGGCCGAUGCCAACGAUAUAAAAACCCAUGAAUAUUUUCAUGGAGUAGAUUGGGAAAGCGUGGCUAGCAAGAAGAUCAAGCCUUUGUUUGUUCCUGGCGACCUCGAGUCUAACUUUGACACUGAGUUCUUCAAGGAGUCAACCACAUUACCAAGAUCAACUGCAGAUAGGAAGAACAUAUAG